This is a messenger RNA of Symsagittifera roscoffensis, 1656 nucleotides long. RefSeq names its product tubulin alpha-2 chain-like. Gene Ontology annotation, molecular function: structural constituent of cytoskeleton; GTP binding. Gene Ontology annotation, cellular component: cytoplasm; microtubule. Bases 60 to 1466 code for a protein of 468 amino acids. Gene Ontology annotation, biological process: mitotic cell cycle; microtubule cytoskeleton organization. The record is from RefSeq and is a predicted model, not a curated record. NCBI's taxonomy places the organism in Eukaryota, Metazoa, Xenacoelomorpha, Acoela, Convolutidae. The transcript has 3 exons.
UCAAUUUCUUUGCAGAAUUCCAGUUGUUCUGCCGUAGCCUGUAGCAGAUAGUUUUAAACAUGAAAGAAUGUUUUUCCAUACACGUCGGCCAAGCUGGCAUCCAGAUGGGAAACGCUUGCUGGGAACUGUACUGUCUGGAACAUGGAAUAGAAGCCGAUGGUUCCAUGAGACAAACGGAGUUCCCGACUGGAAGAAAGGGUGGUUGUGAUGACUGGAUGAUGAGAGACGCUUCAUUUGGCACAUUUUUCUCGGAAACUCCGACAGGAAAACAUGUUCCGAGGUCCAUUUUUGUGGACUUGGAGCAGACUGUUAUUGACGAAAUCAAAGUGGGCAAGUACAGAGGUCUGUUCCAUCCAGAUCAGCUGGUGUCUGGCAGAGAGGAUGCGGCAAACAACUACGCCAGAGGCCACUACACUGUCGGUAAAGAGAUCAUCGACGUAGUGCUUGAGCGAACCCGUAGACAGGCUGAAAAAGCGUCCGGUCUCCAGGGCUUUCUCUUAUUCCACUCUUUUGGUGGUGGAACCGGAUCAGGGUUCACUUCGCUUCUCAUGGAGCAGUUGUCGUGUUUUUAUGGGAAGAAAGCUAAAUUAGAGUUUUCUAUCUACCCUGCCCCCCGCAUCUCGACGGCAGUGGUGGAACCGUACAACUCCGUUCUCGCCACCCACUCUACAUUAGAACACUCGGACUGCUCAUUCAUGGUGGAUAAUGAGGCAAUUUACGACAUAUGCUUGAAAAACCUCAACAUAUGCAGACCAACCUACAAGAACUUGAACCGACUGGUAGGUCAAGUUGUGUCCUCCAUCACAGCUUCAUUGCGAUUCGGAGGGGCACUGAAUGUAGAUCUCACCGAGUUUCAAACUAACCUGGUCCCGUUCCCGAGAAUUCAUUUCCCGGUGGCAGCUUAUGCUCCAGUGGUUUCUGCCGAGCGUCUAGGUCACGAGAACAGUUCGGUUAGCGACAUCACUAGUGCGCUUUUCGAGACGGCCAAUCAAAUGGUUCGAUGCGACCCGAAAAGUGGACGAUACAUGGCAUGCUGCAUGUUGUUCCGAGGAGAUGUGAUCCCGAAAGACGUGAACGCCGCAAUUGCUUCGAUCAGAACAAAAAGAUCAGUCACGUUUGUAGACUGGUGUCCCACUGGAUUCAAAGUUGGGAUAAACUGCCAGCGGCCGACAACUGUUCCCGGUGGAGACCUGGCAGACCUUCCGCGUGCCGCUGCUAUGCUCAGCAAUACCACAGCGAUAGGCGAGGCGUGGACACGAAUCGACCAGAAGUUUGAUUUGAUGUAUGCCAAGCGGGCGUUCGUCCACUGGUACGUGGGAGAAGGGAUGGAGGAGGGGGAGUUCGCAGAAGCCAGGGACAAUUUGGCUGCCUUAGAACGCGACUAUGAGGAAGCUGGAACUGACUAUGCGAGUGAAGAGGAGCAGGAUCAGGACCAGGACGUAAAUCAGAACGAGUACAGCUACUAAUCAGGCAAAACCAAGUGAAAAAACUAACCAGCGCGCUUUUUCUAACAUCCAAUUUUGGAACAGUAAUCUAAAUUAUUUAUGUAUGUGAUUUUACUAUAACAGUUUGUAAAAUCUCAGCUUACAUGCUUAGCAGAUAAAUAUCAUUUAAAAACAUUGUGUUAAUGAAGUGAAGACACCUAUUUAUGUCUUG